Molecule: messenger RNA, 7037 nt
Organism: Ectocarpus sp. CCAP 1310/34
Lineage: Eukaryota; Phaeophyceae; Ectocarpales; Ectocarpaceae
Source: the annotation of a GenBank genome assembly
AUGGCACCCACUGCUGUGUGGGCUUGGCAUAGGCAGAACUCCCUUACCCAGAUAUUCCCCGCAACGGGGAGGGCGGCAAAAUACGCUGCCUCACCGUCGCGGACCGUGCCUACCGGUUCGGUUCGCGUUGACCCUCCGUUGCAGAUAAUCGAGCUGCUGGAGUCGACCGCGGCGGACUCGCCUCUCAUCUCGCCGGCGGCUCUCCUGUGCCGGGUGGAGGGCCUGCUGCUGCGAGGGACGGGGGCGACAAGCGCGGACGCCUUGCUCGUGGACCACUGGUUCAACAAACUCUUGCACUUCUCACCAGCCACUGCUUCUGGGAGCGGCGGCGGCGACGGGGAGGCGAAAGGGGCUCAAGGGACGCCGAGCCGAGAUCGCCGUUCGUUUUCUGAUGGCAACGGCGGUAGUCAGAGCCAAAAGCAGCUUGAACAGCAGCAGCAGCAGCAGCAGCAGCGGCAGCAUGAGGUUGCGUUUAAUACGAGGGCGGUGUGUAAUAUCGGCGAGGGAAUCGCAGGCAUAGCGGCGAUGACCGGACGGAAGUUGCAACUCAAGGAUUGCUCCACACGGCAACAACGGCGGCGAGGAAAGGCCUUGUACGGCACCGAGUACACCAGCGGCAGCGUGGUGUGCUGGCCGGUCUCAGCGCUCCCUACUGAAGUGGGAGUUACGCGAGCGGAAGCAGAAACCUCCGCGUUGGAGCAGUUGGAGGACGUGGACGGAGAUGACGAAACGGAGGAGGCGAGGCCAUCGCCGGGCCCUGCGGAGAGGGUGCUAGCGGUGUUGCAGGUCCACUGCGCGGACGGUGUGCUCUCGGCAGCGGCGGUGGAAGCCCUGCACGGGUUAGGGAGACUGCUGGUGCCGCUGCUCACGGAGGCUCUGGCUCGUGACGAGGAGUACGUGCGCCACCGCUCCACUGAGGCGCUGCUGUCGCUGAGCAACAUCAGUCCGCGAGACGUGGGCCUGAUCGCGAUGGUCGAGGAGGUUGUCCGUGUUGCACAGACAAUGACGGAAGCGGAGAGGGUUUGCCUCUUCUUCGUGGACGACGCGGCGGACGAGCUGUGGGUGGCCAAGUCAGUGGACUUCGAUGAUGCCAAGAUCAAGAUCGGGGAAGGCUUGUGCGGGCACGCGGCGGCGACCGGAAGGACCGUGAACGUGAUCGACAGCUACGAGGACCCCCGUUUCGACAGGCGGUGGGACAAGCAGACCGGCUUUGUCACCAAGGGGUGCGUCGUGUUUUGCGUGCAUACGUGUGGCAUGGGCAGCGUCGUUCUUCGCGUACCGUCCGUAUUGUGCGUGCCAAUCCCACCUCCAGACCACGUCGUCUUGUGCGCUUCGCCGGCGGCGGGCGGCGGCAGCCGCGGUGGCAUGUGGGCGGGGGCUGGGGACGGACCCGAACGACGAGAAAGCAACGGCAGCCUCCAAGACGGAAGCGCCGAGCUGCCGCGGAGGGACGACGGCGGUACCGAUCCCCGAGUGUCGAUGGGCGUGGACGGCUUCCAGCCCACACGGCGGGGAGUGUCGCAGCAGCAGCCGGCCGCGUGGGAGGGGGGGAGGGCGCCGCCACCGCCGCAGCCAAACCCGCGCCGCCGCCGAUCCUCGAAGAUGCCGGCGAGACCCCUGGCCGUGCUGGAAGUUAUCAACAAGCGGGGCAAUGGCGUCUUCAACGAGCACGACGAGAUCGCGCUGGUGGGCCUUUGCGCGCGAAUAGAGCUGCUCCUCCGGAACAAGGCCGCGGAGGUGACUCUCCUGUACUCGGGCAUGACCGAGCGCUCCCUGAUCCGCCAGAGGAACGGCGGCGGCGGCGGCGGCGGCGGCGACGGCGAAGCCUCGACCAACUACGCCCGCGUCGAGAGCACCAUCAUGAGGCUCUACAGCGAGGCGCCGUUCCUGGCGGACGCCGCGGUGCCCGGAGAGCAGCAGCAGCGGGCGCCGAGCCAGAGGGACGACACGGCCGCGCGGGGUGGGGACGUUGGCGGCGGCUGCCCCCGCCGCUGCCGCCGCCGGCCCCAGCGCUCGAUGACCGACACCGAAGCCCCCCCGGGCAUGGAUGUCGGGCAGACUGGCGAGGGCGACGGCGUUAGAAGGCGGGGUGGAAGUGACAGCUCCGUCUCUCUUGGGACGGGGGCGGCGUCCGGCGAGGGGGAGGGGUGCCCUUCGGGAGCCGGUGGUAGCGGCGGCGGCGGGGGUGGUCCCGGCGUUGAUCGGCCGAUCAGCGCGGAGAGCACGCAGGAGGAGUCGGAGCUAGUGGACCUUGGCAUGAACCUGUUCAACCUGAGCUCGGAGCAACUCCUAUCCUUGGUGGGGCGGUUCUUCCGAAAUAUGGAGCUGACAGACAGGUUUCAGACGAAGAUGGCCGCUGCAGCAACAGGGUUCAAGGAGUACCUUCAUGGACCAAUGGAUGCAGGGACAAAGUUGAAAGUCGAAUUCAGGACCGGGGACAUUGGACUUGGAGAGCGUAGACGAAGAUUUAGGAACGUAGACGACGAAGACGACAAGUUGAAAUGUGAAUGCGGCUCCGGGUGCGAAGACCGGGUUCAUGUAGUUGCAGAACAUCCGUUGUACAAGAAGGAGCGGGAAGUGUACAUGACUGAGAUCGGAAAAGUAGGAGGAACAUACAUGGAGAUGUUUGAGGCAUGGAAUAGACAAGAGAAGACGGUAGCAAUUUCUGAACAGAAAAUGCAGAACUUCGCAAGGGGGGUCGAGCGACGAUAUCGGCCCAACUCCUUCCACAACCUGACCCACGCCGUGAGCGUCACCCACGCGUCCUUCACGAUCGUGAAGACUACGCAAGUCAACUCGUUGCUCCGCCCGCUGGACAAGCUCGCCCUCCUCGUCGCGGCGUUCUGCCACGACAUCGACCAUCCAGGGAACAACAACGCCUACGAAGUGAACUCCCUCUCGCCCCUGGCGUUGCAGCACGGCGACAGCUCGGUGCUAGAGCGGCACCACGUGUACGUCACGUACCAGGCGAGCUAUUACCACCGGCGAAUGGCCGGGACGUUGGGGCACGGACGGGAAAGCUUAAGGGGUUUGUGUGACGCCUUCGUUGUGCUGCUGGAGGAAGGCGGGGCGAACAACAUCUUCUCAGGGCUGACGCGCGCCCAGUUUCGAGAUGUACGCCAGACCAUCGUGCAGGCCAUCCUCGGCACGGACAUGUCUGGCCACAUGCAGCACUGCGCGGAUGUCUUCCAGUGCGUGCAGAAGGCGAAGAAGCUGGCCGCUUUCCGAGGCAGAGGGUGCUCGGGCGGAAGGGCUUCGGCAAGCUGUGUCGCGUCCCGGCAGGGAAAGGACAGGGCGGGGCGAAGCCUGUCUCCCGUCGCGAAGAUGGAGACGCUCGGCGGGGGGGACGCGGCGCAGGCGAGAAGGGCGGUGGGGCUGAGAACUACGCGGGCUAGCUGUUUCCCACCCGGCGGUGGCGGUGGCGAUGACGUCGACUCCCCGGCGAAGAAGCGAUCAAAAUCCGCAGCAAUCGCGAACGGGUUGCCCGGCUGUAGUUCUGGGGCGCGGAAGAACACGCGCGGCAGAAACAUGUGGACGCCACCGCCGUCGCCGCCGGCGGAACACCUUUUUAGCGUGGACAAGGCCGAAGACCGAUCGUUCCUCACCAAGACCAUCCUUCACUGCGCCGACCUUUCAGGUCAGGUGCUGGACAACCACCUGGCCCUGGAGUGGGGAAGGAGGAUCCUGGAAGAGUUCCGAUUGCAGGCCAGGCUCGAGGGCAACGCGGGCUUGCCUCUGACGACAGUGGCGAGCGGAGACCGCGAGACGACGAUGAAGGGGCAGCACUUUUUUGCCACCAAGAUCGUCAAGCCGCUGUGGCAACCGUUUACUCUGCUGUUUCCCAAGCUCGCGCCGUUGUUGGAUAACCUGAACAACAACUGCGACUACUACCACCAGGAAUGGCUGCGCCUGGAGCAGCAGCGCCUCUCCGCCUCCUCUGCCUCUAACGCCGAAUCCCUGCAACGGCCAGGAGAGGAAAGAGCGGGUCGCCGAGCCGCCGCUAACGAGAACAAGGACGGCGUUAUCAGCUACUGGGGCGACGACGGUGGCGCCGCCGCCGCAACUAGGAUCCCCAGCUGCGAGUCCAGCGGUAGCGGCGGUUGCGGGGUAGGGUUCCCCCGCCCCUACUCUUCACCCCCCUCCUCCGGGUUAACGCCGGCAUCGGGCGCAGCGAUCUGUAACGGCGACGAGGCGGCGGCGGCGGACGGCAUGUGCGUUGAUCCUCUGGAUGGGGAGCAGGGCGGCGGCGAGCCGUAGUAGGGCGAGCGUCGAGAUGAAAGACGUCGCGCUUGUCGGCGGCCUUACUUGGAUAGGAUUGAGACCGCUCCGCCCCGGUAUCGAGAGCGGCACGGUCUGGUCCGGCCCGGCCCGGCCCGGACGUAUUUUUUUUGUACUUUUGUGGGAUUUGUGUUUUCAAGUUUAAAGACAAAUAAGUCCGUCGAACGCGGUGCGUGAUAUAGAGCAGUUGUUAGAGUUGCACUGCUUGGUCGCCCUAGAGUAGGCCGCGUCGACAUUGGUUGCAGAGGGAGAUUGCGAAAAAAAAAAAUAUCAGUUUUGGGGGCGGGGGGGGGUGUACUCAUAGUUGUGCAUGCCGUAGUCGUUAGACCAUUGACCUCGCAUCCGUGCAAAGCCGGGAUGGAGCACGCCGGGUUCUCACCGGACCAGGCUCAUACAUCACCAAGCGCGAAGCGCCGUGAGAUAUUUGGCGAGUCGCAUGAAGGGUGCGCUGCAUCCUGCUAAGGGUGUUCGGCAUCUUGUGCUUACUUCCUUGCGUACGGAUGACAGCUGCGUAUGAAUUAAUUUAUUUUCUGGUGCACUUCAAUCCAGAGACAGUUGUAAGCACUGUGUAACUGCCUCGAGGGUGCUUGACCAUUUCAACACAACGUGGUGCGACCAUCCCCCUUGCGUGGAGUGAGGGUUCUCGACCCCUCACAACGUGAUCUACUCGACGACCAUUAUGGUUACCGCCAAAAAAAAAACCCGGAGGUAAAAUAAAACCGGUAACCUGGUUGCCGAGUUCACGAAGUGAAUUGGCUUGUUUUAUAACGUCGUUGCCAAGCGACGAAAACCCAACCCCGAUAGCAAACACCGGGGGGGGGGGGUCGGGGGCGGGGAAAUGCUCGCACGGAGAGCGUGCGUGUGCCUGCAUAGAUUCCAGUCGUAUUAGAGAGUUUUUUGCGAAAAGUACCCACCGCUCUAGCCGGGAAGGUUUAGCCAGCGAUGGUUUAGAUCAAGCGCAUGCGAGCUUUAACGCCGCUUUGGCUUGACAAUGCCACUCUUGCGUGUUGUGGGAAUAAGGCAGUGUACGGUACAACGUAAAGCGUGUUGGUAGGCAGCGAAACGAUCAAAUUGCUAUCUAUUUCCCGUUGCAACAAGGUGCUAUUUACUCCGUUGAACGAUAUGAGAUGGUGAUUGGUAGCCUGGUAAGCGUUGUUACUACAGCUGUACCCCGGUUGGCAAUGUACAUCAUGGCAGUGUUUGCUGAUUGUCUCGAUGGGCCUUAAUCGACGUACGAAUGAGACACACGCAGUAUUGGCGUAGACUUUGCCAGGGAAGCUCGAUCUUGAUCUCCUUUGCAUGUGGCAAGCCAUCGUUGAAGUUGAAGGCGCUUCACAACUUCCGAGACAGUUUGGCACGAAGAGGAGGGAGUAUUCCCUCCGCGCACUGAUUUGUUCUCCUUCAAUGCCGCUUUUUUUGCACGUCUGUCGUGGAAAAGCUUGACGAGGAUGCAUGGGCGUGGAACGUGGAAUUGCACCAUUCUUUGCAGAGAUCGCCGCGAGCUGUAGUCAUUGUACCCUGUAAGCUAGAUGUCUUUCCAAUUGGGGGGCGGGGACGGCGGGGAGGGGGGCGGGUCGUGACCAAUCGGGGAUGGAUGUUGUCCGGCUGUUCCGCAAAUCAAUGCAACGGGAAUAUUCUUGCGCUAUGGGAGGGAGUCGCCGCCCGCGAUGGCCUGUCUGUACGGAGUACGGGGCAUGGUCGAAGCCAGAGUCGUUGCUGCAGAAAUGACGAGCAGCUUCUCAAAGGCGUGCGUCUGUCUUAUUAUUGUAGCGCUGACAGCACCAACACCAAAAUCACCAUACAACUAAUAGAUCCGCGACCUCCGUAGUGUAGGUGUUCUCCUUCAAGACGUAUUUGUUGCGUGGCUCUCGGUAUAACAUUUCAGUACAUAUAUAUAGCGUUUGGUGGUGAAUACGGGCAGACUGAACACGGCAAUGGAGUGCUCGACUUGACAUCAGGUCAAGAGAUCUCGCAUACAUAGAGUAAACCAGGGUAUUAACGAACACCCCCCCUUUAACGAACGUUUUUUUCAAAUGGACGACGCUCGGCGCACCAUCCGCCGAGACCUCCAUUUUUUUUUUUUUUCUUAUUAUCACGCAACAAAUCCAUCUUAUCUAUAGACAUACGUCUAAGGUAGAUUAGCAAUGAAUCCAUAGCGUGAGCGAAAGGCUACCUGUAUGUCUACGGUUUCCCAGACAGCAUACAACGAUAACUUCCCUGUGGGUAACAGCCUCAACAAGGCAGUUUGGUAGCCAUGUUGUGUAUCAAUCUGUAUGUUAUGUUGGGAAGUUGUAGACGGAAGAUUUAGGGGGACUCGGUUUGUCGGGUGUUCUAUUAUAGCACCCACCGUUAUGUGGUUGCGGAGCAAGCGCGUUUCGGGUUGUGUAUAGUUUCGCCAUCAACUUAUUUUUUGUUUGUGAUGUAUGGGGGCAUGGCGGCGCGGGAGAACAUAUUUACCUUGUUGUGCGUGUGUGUGUGUUUUCGUACUAUGUGUAAUGGCAUGUCGUUCAAUGUGAGAAGGGCACGGGAGAACAUUAUCUCAUUAUUAACUCCUGACGUGGCCGACGAUAGAGGCGUGUGGUUGGGGGUUCAUCACUGACAUGUGGGUGUGUGUUAAAUGCAGUGGGUAUGGUCGCCUCUCUCGCCCGUGUGUCGACAGAAGGUAUAGCUACCUUUCCCAUAUAUUUUUAGGCAGCGCGGACCAGAAGUAAAGACAGUGUAUCAUUUCAUGUAUGUAUCUACAUCAUUUGUACGUUGUU